Molecule: messenger RNA, 569 nt
Organism: Triticum urartu
Lineage: Eukaryota; Viridiplantae; Streptophyta; Magnoliopsida; Poales; Poaceae
Source: RefSeq, a predicted model, not a curated record
CAUGAUUACCAAAGGAAGCAUUGCACGCACAACUGAAUUAUGCAUUCUAAUUAUUUUGCAGGCCCAUUGUUGAUGAUUGCUGGUUUCUGCCAGCUCGCUAGAUUAGCACCAACGCUGUUCGUGGAUAUGAUUCUUGGAUAUAUAUUCUACAAGUUAAGUGUUUUAGCAGCACAACUGAAAAGAAAUGGGAAGGCAAACCACAUGUGUGCUCGGAUGCAGCUCGCAAUGUCACUUAUUCUGUUGUACAAGGAUAACAGCGCUUUUUCGGGUGUUUACCGGCUCGUCAUGAAAAUUAUUUGGCUCAUUUGGGUUGAAGUGUACUUUGGAGCUGUAUACUAUGAGAUUGCAGGCGAUAAAGAUCCGAGACGCCAUCUGCUAGGAAUGUACAAGAUAGUAAAAACUAAAGGUGGCUUGAUGCGGGUGAUCAGGAAUUUGAUGGAAGAAUAGCGUUCUGGCAUUCAGAGGCAUCAUACUUGUUCUAAGUAUAUGGACAAAAUUCAUAUGUAGUUUUGUACAGAAUUUGAUGGAAGUAAAGGAAGACCUCUGAGACCUCCUUGGUCUCCUUGAAG